Molecule: messenger RNA, 1879 nt
Organism: Phragmites australis (common reed)
Lineage: Eukaryota; Viridiplantae; Streptophyta; Magnoliopsida; Poales; Poaceae
Exons: 9
Coding region: 360-1451 (363 amino acids)
Biological process (GO): CAAX-box protein processing
Cellular component (GO): membrane
Molecular function (GO): metalloendopeptidase activity
Source: RefSeq, a predicted model, not a curated record
UACCACCGCACGACGGGCCAACUACGCACGCACUUGGCAGCAGUCGUUCAUCGUUGUCAAAUAAACAACCAAAGUAGGAGGAGGAGGGAAACUAAAAACUAUCGGCGGCCGAAGUAAAGCCUUGUGCUGCUGGUCCAUCCAUCGAUUUGUUUUCUCCUUCUGUGGUUAUUUCAUCGUUUAGUCCUCCUUGUUCGUCUCCUAGAGUCCAUCCAGAUCAUCAGAGGACCAACGGAGUAAUCAAUUCCAUUAAUAAAAAUAUAUCUUCUCUACCUGUGCCUGCCACUUCCGAUUCUCCCCUUCCUUCUCUUAUAGUUCUUCAUCCUUGCGUAGCAGAGCGAGAGAGAGAGAGAGAGAGAUUCAUGGAGCUGGGGAGCCCCCUUGCGGCCCACAGCCGCAGCUACACCACUACCUACACGCACUGUUCCAUCGGCUUCUCCCCUCGGGUUCGCACCAGCUGGAUCCGUGCGUCGGCUGAGGGCGGCGGCGACCGACGGCAGAGUCGUGCCAGCCUCGCUGCCGAUGGCCCCAGGGUCGUCGAGGUCGCCGCUUCCCCCGUGGCCGGCGGAGCCGGAGCCGCGGGCUUCGGAGCCCGGGACGCGGAGCUGGCCAUGUGGGACAAGCUGGGGGCGGUCGUCAGGCUCAGCUAUGGCAUUGGGAUUUACGCAGCCAUGGCACUCACCGGGAGAUUUAUAUGCCAAAUGGCUGGAAUAGACUGCACAGGUGGCUUCCAUCCAUCUCUCACGGCAGUAGUUGAGGGGCUCGGGUAUGCAGCUCCACCAAUCAUGGCUCUCUUGUUCAUCCUCGAUGAUGAAGUUGUCAAGUAUUCACCUCACGCGCGUGCCAUCAGAGAUGUGGAGGAUGAGGAGCUUCGCAGCUUCUUCUAUGGCAUGUCACCAUGGCAGUUCAUUCUCAUCGUGACUGCUAGCUCAAUUGGUGAGGAGCUAUUCUACCGGGCAGCUAUUCAGGGAGCAUUGGCUGAUAUUUUCCUGAGAGGAACGGAGCUCAUGAAAGAUGCUCGAGGGAUCGCAUCACUGAGCGGCAUGGUGCCUCCUUUGGUCCCAUUUGCUCAAACGUUUGCAGCAGCCAUCACUGCAGCCCUCACGGGAUCCCUCUACUAUAUCGCUACUGCUCCGAAAGACCCUACGUAUGUGGUGACACCAGCAAUGCGUUCGCGCACAGGGCGGGAGAAUCUCAAGAAACUAUUUGCUGCUUGGUACGAGAGGAGGCAAAUGAGGAAGAUAUACUCCCCGCUUCUAGAAGGGAUUUUGGCUUUCUACCUUGGCUUCGAAUGGAUCCAGACCGACAAUAUCCUGGCACCUAUGAUCACCCACGGCAUAUACUCUGCCGUUGUACUUGGCCAUGGGCUCUGGAAAAUUCACGACCACAGGAGAAGGUUACGGCAGCGGAUUCAGCAGGUUAGACGCCAAGGGAGAAGCUCAGACACUUUGUGACUGCAGCGUAUGGCUGAGCGACGACAUCUAUGUAUGAGCUGGAUAGCUAGCUUUCUGAUCAUAUUAGAUGAUCGGUCGAUCAGAACACCAGGCGUCUGACAAGUUUUGAUCCAGUUAACCGACCUAGCUAAGUAAGAUAGGUACAAGAUUGAAGGUACACAUAUACAUAUAUUACAAUCUGUACAUAUGCUGGUAUAUAUGCAGGAUGGAAUCAAUAUAGGAAGUAGUAUUUCCUAAAAGAAUAUAGGAAGUAGUACAGUAUAGGAUUGCAAGUACGUACUCCUAUCGUGUAUGCAAGGAAAAAAGAUAGUCUACUUUUUUUUGUCCUCACUGUUGCAUGAUUAGUGUUGUUAAGAUGCAUGUUGGAGUUUCCUUGUAUAAAAGAAGAAACUGUUUCUAUGUUGUAAGGAAGGGAAAAUUGGCAGGUA